CGCGCCGGGAGCAGUGACCCGACAGGUGUCAGAUGUCCCGGAAGGAGCCCCCCAAAAGCGCAGAGCCCAGCCAGGAGCUGCGGUGGCGAGGAACUCCUGCCCGGAUGCUACUGGCGAAAGGAUGAGCUCCACUCUCUAGACUUGGCUGGUACCCGCGAACCCCUCCACCUCUAGACUAGCCUGAGGCGUUUCGGGCCCUGGGGCGACACCCCAUGCACCAGGCAGGGCUUUCGGGUCACUCCACGGCGGGACAGAGAGUUGGGAUCUCGCCCCGGCAGGGCGAUCAAGAACAUGCUCCGUGGGAGCGCAGGGUCUGAUCUCAGAUCGCGCCUGUACCCUGGGUCGCCAGACCCAGUCCCCGCGCCCUCCGGACAGCGCACCCAGAAUGGGCAGCGGAACCCAGGACGACAGCUAGGCCCCUGACGGCGGGGCUGCGAACUCCUCAUCCCGCCAGCCACCUACAGGCGGGUCUCACCUUGGGGGCGUCACGACCCGCCACCCAGCGCCCCUUCCUGGGGCACAGGUUCCGAGCCUUGUCCCCGCCCCUGCGCCCCCAUUGGUCGGGUCCGGGGGGGAGGGACCCGACGGCUCCCAGCUGGACAGAGAGAGGCGGCCGCGGCCCCUCGGAGCGGUACGGACUCGGUCCGCACCUCCCCGAACCCGACGGCAGCUCUCCUUGUGCCUCUAAGCUGAGCGGCCUCGGUGGCAGCUGGACUCUCGGGCGCAGCGGAACGGACAGACUAGCCGACCGUCCCUGGUUCCCAGAGGAGCUCCUGCCCGAGGCGGUGCGGCAGCAGCCGACGGUCCGGGAGCUCUAGGGACCGCGCAGCGUUCGCGGGCGACCCACGCCCCGUCCCGCCGGCCCCAAGCCAGGCCCGCCGCGCGCCGUCGGGGCGGCCCAGAUCCGGGCCCCGCUGGGAGCGGAUGCGCGCGCGGUGAGGACGCCGGGUCCCGCCAUGGCCGCGCGCCCCGGGCCGCUCUGGCUGCUGGGCCUGGCGCUGUGCGCGCUGAGCGGCGGCGGCGUCCCCGGCCCGCGCCCCCCGCUCGGCUGUCCGCAGCGCCGCCUGGGCCCGCGCGAGCGCCGCGACCUGCAGCGCGAGAUCCUGGCGGUGCUCGGGCUGCCCGGGCGGCCCCGGCCUCGCGCGCCCCCCGCCGCCGCCCUGCUGCCGGCGUCCGCGCCGCUCUUCAUGCUCGACCUGUACCGCGCCGUGGCCGGCGACGACGACGAGGACGGCGGGGCCCCCGAGCGGCGCCUGGGCCGCGCAGACCUGGUCAUGAGCUUCGUCAACAUGGUGGAGCGCGAUCCCGCCCUGGGCCACCAGGAGCCCCACUGGAAGGAGUUCCACUUUGACUUGACCCAGAUCCCGGCCGGGGAGGCCGUCACAGCCGCGGAGUUCCGGAUUUACAAGCUGCCCAGCACCCACCCGCUCAACCAGACGCUCCACAUCAGCAUGUUCGAGGUGGUCCCGGAGCAGUCCAACAGGGAGUCUGACUUGUUCUUUUUGGAUCUUCAGACGCUCCGAUCUGGGGACGAGGGCUGGCUGGUGUUGGACGUGACAGCAGCCAGUGACCGCUGGCUCUUGAGCCGUAACAAGGAUCUGGGACUCCGCCUCUAUGUGGAAACAGAUGAUGGGCGCAGUGUGGAUCCUGGCCUGGCCGGUCUGCUGGGGCGACAGGCUCCGCGCUCCAAACAGCCUUUCGUGGUCACCUUUUUCAGGGCGAGCCCCGGCCCGGGCCCCGCCCGAGCCCCUCGGGCAGUGAGGCCCCUGAAGAGGAGGCCGCCGAAAAGGACCAACGAGCUGCCGCCCCCGAACAAACUGCCGGGGAUCUUCGACGACGUCCACGGCUCCCACGGCCGGCAGGUGUGCGGUCGGCACGAGCUGUAUGUGAGCUUCCAGGACCUGGGCUGGCUGGACUGGGUCAUCGCGCCCCAAGGCUACUCAGCCUAUUACUGUGAAGGGGAGUGCUCUUUCCCGCUGGACUCCUGCAUGAAUGCCACCAACCACGCCAUCCUGCAGUCCCUGGUGCACCUGCUGAAGCCGCACGCGGUCCCCAAGGCGUGCUGCGCGCCCACCAAGCUGAGCGCCACCUCCGUGCUCUACUACGACAGCAGCAACAACGUCAUCCUGCGCAAGCACCGCAACAUGGUGGUCCGCGCCUGCGGCUGCCACUGAGGCCCCGCCCCCACCGGCCGGCCCUCCGCGGGGGCGGGGGCCCGGAGACCCCCAGCGCCGUCCCAGCUCAGGAAGAGACCUCCCCAGCGCCGUCCCAGCUCAGGCAGGGAGGCAGCGAGGCACCUCUCCCCUGCCCACAUCCUGCCAGGGGCUGGUCCUCCCCAGGCCCUCUGCCCCAUCGCGUGCCUGGUGGAACUCUGCAUGGUGGUCAUCCAGCAGGGUUCUAUCCCAGCUCCCUCCCCAGAGGCUCAGGCUGACUGUUCUUUGGGGUUGACAGAGUCCUGUCUGAGGACCUACUCUUGUCCAUUGCUGGCGCAGCUGCGGGGGCUGUGGGGUGAACUGAGGCACCUUGAGCCCAGG
This is a messenger RNA of Bubalus bubalis (water buffalo), 2534 nucleotides long. It is a transcript of the gene BMP8B, whose product is annotated as bone morphogenetic protein 8b. The record is from RefSeq and is a predicted model, not a curated record. The transcript is spliced from 7 exons. Gene Ontology annotation, molecular function: cytokine activity; growth factor activity. The coding region runs from base 957 to 2174 and encodes 405 amino acids. Gene Ontology annotation, biological process: SMAD protein signal transduction. Gene Ontology annotation, cellular component: extracellular region. NCBI's taxonomy places the organism in Eukaryota, Metazoa, Chordata, Mammalia, Artiodactyla, Bovidae.